AUGGCAGACAUCCGCUUCAUUUCGUCGAGUAUGAUCCAGGCAGGGAAUCCCAGCAAAGAAACUGAGAGAAUAGAGCUAACACCAUGGGACCUCAAACACCUAUUAGUUAGCUACAUCCAGGAAGGAGUGCUCUUCCACAAGCCUAAACCCAAGGCUGAUGAACCCCAAAACGCCAUAAUCCACCACUUGAAAACCUCCCUUUCACGUACGCUCCACUUCUUUCCUCCGCUUGCCGGUCGCCUUGCCACUCUUAAACAUGAUGAUCAAACCACUUCCUUUUUCAUCGACUGCAACAAUGCCGGAGCCUUGUUUGUCCAUGCCAUAGCUGAGCAACUACAGGUAUCCGAUCUCUUGGAACCUGUCUAUGUUCCCGAAAUUAUCGACGCCUUCUUCCAAUUCGACGGAGUUAAGAACAUUGAGGGCACUUCAAAACCAUUGCUUGCUGUGCAAGUAACUGAGCUUGCCGAUGGCAUUUCCAUUGGUUGCAGUAUCAAUCAUUCUGUUGUGGAUGGUUGUUCGUUUUGGCAUUUCUUUAAUUCUUGGUCCGAAAUUUCUCGUGGUUUUGAUUAUUUAUCUAAGCUUCCCUUAUUUAACAGACCGGUCAUUGAUGAUAUAGAUUACCCUAUUCGGAUUCCAUUAAAACAGGAGCAAAUUCAAGAACAUUCCUUUCAACCAGAUAAUUUGAAAUUAAGAGUUUUUUAUUUUACAAAACAGAGAAUUGUGAGAAUAAAAGGAAAAGUUAAUGCUGAGAUGAAGACCAACAAGAUUUCAUCUCUUCAAGCACUCUUGUCUCUAUUUUGGCAAUCUAUCGUUCGAAAUCGGCAGUCUGAUCCAAAGCAAGAGACCAUGAUUUUCUUAGUAAUUGGAGUUAGACAAAAAUUGCAGCAGGUAGCAGAAGAGUAUUUUGGGAAUGCAAUUCAAGGUGCAAUGGUGAGUUUGAAAGUAGGAGAGCUGGUGGGGAAGGGGUUUGGAAAUGCUGCAUGGGAAAUCAACCAGAUUGUUGGGAAUCAGAGUGAGGAAAACUUGAGAAAGUGUUUCAAGUCAUGGGUAAAUAGGCCUUUGCUGUUCCAAGGAGGGGCAAUGAUGAACAAUGCUUUGUUAAUUGCAAAUUCACCAAGGUUUGAUAUAUAUGGGAAUGAUUUUGGAUGGGGUAGACCGAUUGCAGUGAAUUUGGGGGCAGAGUUCAAGAUAGAUGGGCUGUUAACCGUAUCUACGGGAGUUGAACAAGGAGAUAUUGAGAUUAGAGUUUGCCUAUCGGUUGAGACCUUUCAGGCCAUGGAAAAUGAUGAACACUUCAUUGCUGCACUCAACAUAUGA
Molecule: messenger RNA, 1317 nt
Organism: Hibiscus syriacus
Lineage: Eukaryota; Viridiplantae; Streptophyta; Magnoliopsida; Malvales; Malvaceae
Exons: 1
Coding region: 1-1317 (438 amino acids)
Source: RefSeq, a predicted model, not a curated record